UCUCUUGCCAUCGCCGCUUCUCUCUCUGCGCUUGCCCUCAUCGUCAGACACUCUUUUACAAGUACUCUCGGCUUUCUGUGACGCUGCUCGGGCGCUGUAGCAGUCUGGGCGACAUAUAAGGACGGUCCUCGUCUCGAGCGACGCACCCUUGGUUGUCCCUGCCCCACUGUGUGCUCCUACCCAGACGUAGUCUGUGUUCGCCAUCUCCGUAAAGCACCUGCAGACUAGUACGCCAAGAUGCUUCGUUAUUUGUCGCGUUCCACCUCUAGAGUGGCGGAGAAACCUGGGCCGCCUAGUGCUGCACAAGGUAUAGACACGGCCGCGGUCCCUGCCUCCGCGGAGACCAACCAGACGACAUCAGCAAUCCCUGAACCGCCAAGCAUCCCCGCCGAGCAGCCGUCUCCCGAUGCUGCCGUGCCCUCUCAGUCACCCGUUCCUCCUUCGCCAAAGGCAGUUUCCGGAACGACCACUACUUCCGGGUCCCCAGGCGCGCCCUCCUCGCCACUACCUGCUGCUGAGGAUGGUUCCCCUCAUCAGGGACCCACUUCCCGCUCCCAGAAACGUUUUUCCUGGCGAUCGCUCGUCCAACCCAGAGGCGUAAAGGACCGCAAGUCCUCUCUCCCGCCCCCGCGUGAAGAGGCGGCCGAGAAGGUGACCGCCCGCCAAGAGUACAUCGAGCGCAAGAUGGUGCGCACCCGCUCCGAGCAGAGGGCGCACGCGUCCGCGCUCGUCGUGCGCGAGCUCAUCGUCGGGCCGUUCGCUACGCCGACCGCCGCUCCGCCAAAGAGCGAAAAGGUCUCGGCGUCCGGGCAGACGUCGCUGCACAAGAUGCGCAAGGUCAAGUCGCAGCUUCUCGAGCCGAAGACCGCGCAGAAGAUCCUCACGCAGCUGCGUGCACUUCCUACCUCCGACGAGCCCAUCGUCGUCGGGAAGACGGGCGCUGGGAAGCCGGUGACAUCCCUACCAAAGGGCCCUAUACACGCAGUAUGUCUGCCCUGCAUCGAUGCGGAGGCGCACGAGAAGCAUUUCUCCCGGUUGGACAAGCUGCAGGCCGCCGCGCCUGCUCCUCAAGUUACUACUUCAAACGCAUCCCCGAAGACUAAGGAACGCAGCCUCGACCUGUCCGCAGUGGCGAGCGCGGCUGAGGAGAUCUCAAGCGUAACUGCGACUUCGUUCGAGAAGCUGAAGGAGGUGCUCGCUGACCUCAACCUCGUGAGCCUCAUCACGGCGCCGGACUUGGGGCUUGGCCAUCCAGCCACUGGACCGGGGCUCUUCAGCGGGGCGCUUCCUAGCGCGGAAGCCAUCGUGAAUGGCAUCGAACAGAUGACCCCGCAACUCCUGGCUUUCGGAUACGCGACAGGCCAGUCCAUCCUGCCCUCUCAUGCAGGGAUAUACCCCCCGACGGACCGUAUGUCAGUCAUCACGUACUGGUGGGGUCUGGAGGUCGUCAUGCCCGAGCCGUCCAUGAAGUACCUCAGCAACGUGCCCUCCAUCGCGCACACCGCGAUCAACUUCCUUACCGCCCUCGCGGUCGCCAACGGCGGCGUGAGCGAGAUCCUGCCGUUCGUGCGCUACAUCUCGCAAUACCUCGACGCGGAGUGGCACAUGAUCCAGCAGGCGGACCAGGGCCAGGGCGUCGUGUGCGCCGCGACGUGGAUCAUGCCCGCCGCGCUCGUCCCGCGCGCCUGGGACUUCCCUCAACCUCCCGUCCUCUCCGACCCGCCUGCAGCCCCGGCCCAUGGAGAUGAGACAGCGGUGCCACCCGUGAGCGGAGCGACUCCCGCAGCGACGUACGGAAGCUCGGUCCCUGGCUCGUCGAGCCCGACGCUGCUUACGCCCCCGCUUCCGAACCCGAACCACGUUCCAGUGUUCGUGGCACCGCCGGGCGACCCGGCCGUGCAAGUGCAGGGUGUGCGGGGCAAUCCUGAUGAGGGCGUGCCCGGGGUCAAGGUGACCCCGCCGACCCCGCCUGCAUCGGAGACCCUCGGUAAAGCGGCAGGGGAGGCUUUCAAGGCGGCCCCCGCUGUGGCGGCCGCUUGAGAGCUCCACGCGUUCUGACUGGAUGGGCUCGCAAGAUGGGAUUCUGCCUCCGUAUACCCGGGACUUGGACACGGACUCGUUGCAUGCCUGGAUCCUUCUAUUGUUAUGUCUUCCGCAUCGUGUUGUCUUCGCAGUUCCUGUUCGCCCUCGUUACGACCUGACACGACCUUUCCGACAUAUAUGCCCCGCACACGCGAUACCCCCACACUCUGUAAUCGGUUUACCAUCAGCGCCGUAUGUAACGGUACCAGCAUCCAUGUUCUCCGGCGCAUUCUCGC
Messenger RNA from Trametes versicolor FP-101664 SS1, 2318 nucleotides. RefSeq lists its product as uncharacterized. The coding region runs from base 238 to 2040 and encodes 600 amino acids. The transcript is spliced from 4 exons. The record is from RefSeq and is a predicted model, not a curated record. Lineage: Eukaryota; Fungi; Basidiomycota; Agaricomycetes; Polyporales; Polyporaceae.